Durio zibethinus is the source of this 1841-nucleotide messenger RNA. The record is from RefSeq and is a predicted model, not a curated record. Lineage: Eukaryota; Viridiplantae; Streptophyta; Magnoliopsida; Malvales; Malvaceae.
GUCAAUUCUUCUAGCAGCCAAAUUUGUUGGUCGGUCGUUGACUACCUCCCCAAACCCCUUCACAUUCUCACUCUCACACGUUUCUUUUUGACAAUUUUUAGCUGAAAAAGUAAAAAACUUUGUCCGAAUUUUAAAAACUGAUUUGGAUUGAUCAAAUCUUUUCUCAGUUUCAGCUUCCAUGGCUACAGAUUCUACACCCCGCAUCCCAAACAGGGCCAAUUCAAGGAGGUCUAGCAACUUGAUACACCCAGUUGAUGUAGAAACGCCACCUGUUGGGACUCCAAGUCCAAUCAUUUACAGGGAAAUCAAGCAUUUCAAGAAAUGGAUACCUUGGUUGAUUCCUGCUUUCAUUGUUGCCAAUACUGUUAUGUUCAUCAUCACCAUGUAUGUGAACAAUUGUCCCAAGAAUUCUGUUUCUUGCAUUGCCGAUUUCUUAGGUAGGUUCUCCUUUCAGCCUUUUAAGGAGAAUCCUCUUCUGGGUCCUUCUUCUGCCACGCUGCAGAAGAUGGGGGCUCUAGAUGUAAAGAAAGUGAUUGAUGGACACCAGGGAUGGCGUCUCAUCACUUGCAAUUGGUUACAUGGAGGGGUUUUCCAUUUGCUGGCAAACAUGUUGGGUCUUUUAGUCAUUGGAAUCCGGCUUGAAAGAGAAUUUGGAUUUAUUCGGGUUGGAUUGCUUUAUAUCAUCUCUGGAUUUGGUGGGAGUUUGAUGUCCGCUCUUUUCCUCCAGUCAAAUAUCUCUGUUGGUGCCUCUGGUGCACUUUUUGGGUUACUUGGAGGCAUGCUUUCUGAACUCAUUACUAAUUGGACAAUAUAUGCUAAUAAGGUGGCAGCAUUUGUGACUCUCCUGGUCAUCAUUGCCAUCAAUUUAGCAGUAGGAAUCCUACCACAUGUUGACAACUUUGCUCACAUUGGAGGAUUUCUCACCGGUUUCCUUCUUGGUUUUGUAUUUCUCAUCCGCCCCCAGUUUGGAUGGGUUAGUCAAAGAUAUGCCCCUCCAGGAUAUCCAAGUUCAGCUAACCCUAAAUUCAAGAAAUAUCAGUGCAUUUUGUGGAUCGUUUCCUUGAUCCUUUUAAUUGUGGGUUUGACCCUUGGACUGGUUAUGCUCCUCCGUGGAGUUGAUGCAAAUGAUCAUUGUUCUUGGUGUCAUUACUUGUCUUGCGUCCCUACUUCAAGAUGGAGCUGCAAUACGGAGCCUGCAUACUGCUCGGUAACAAAAAUCAACACUGUUUUUCAUUUUUUAUUUCCCUUUAUGCUUUCAACACAUGUCAAUGGAUUCAAUCCUUUAUCAAAACGUAUUAAAUUAUGGCUCCCAAAUGUAGAUCCUUUUAUAAUUGGAUUGAAAGGAUGGCUAUGUAACAACUACUUUGACCAUGUCACUAAGUAGUGAAUCUUAAGCAUGUUAGUUAGAACAACAAAACGGGAAAAUAAGAAUAAGGAGAUGUCAGGAAAUGAGAAGAUUUUAGUGUUCUGGGCAUAAAUUGUCGCAUAAGAUUUCAUCCUCAACUGGGAUACAACUGUUGGUUUUAUCCCUCCAGCGAAUCUGUGACUUGGGAUUUGCGAAAAGUGGGUGCUUGAUAUUAAACUCCCUCAGUCCCUCUACAUUUUGAACCAGAUUUGGUAUAAUAAAGAGCACAAUAUAAUUCUCAGAGAUCAGACUCAUGCUUAUGCAAACAUUGUUUUAUUUCUUGUGGUGCAACUUGUUUUCAGUUUGCCUUAACUUUUACAUAUACCUUAUGCAUGAACUUAAACUAUGCAGUCCACCCAACUAGGCAGCCAGGUAAAUGUUACUUGCUCCACCAGCGGAAAGACCACCACAUACUUUUUGCCAGGCGCAAGAAGUU